AGCCCUCGCGUAUCCGCUCGAGUGUUGUUGACGUAUUGUGUGUCACGUGAGAUGUGACACCGCCUCUGGAGGGAGGGGGAGGGUUCCCAUCAUGGCGUCAAUGCAGAAGCGGCUUCAGAAGGAACUGAUGGCUUUGCAGAAUGAACCCCCACCCGGCAUGACUUUGAAUGAGAAAAGCGUUCAGAAUUCUAUCACGCAGUGGAUUGUAGAUAUGGAAGGCGCACCGGGAACCUUAUACGAGGGGGAAAAAUUUCAGCUUUUAUUUAAGUUCAGCAGCCGGUAUCCUUUUGAUUCUCCUCAGGUUAUGUUUACUGGUGACAAUAUCCCUGUCCAUCCUCAUGUUUAUAGCAAUGGUCAUAUCUGUUUAUCUAUAUUAACAGAAGAUUGGUCUCCAGCUCUGUCUGUACAGUCUGUUUGUCUUAGCAUCAUCAGCAUGCUUUCCAGCUGCAAAGAAAAGAGAAGACCUCCAGAUAAUUCAUUUUAUGUAAGAACAUGCAACAAAAAUCCAAAGAAAACAAAAUGGUGGUAUCACGAUGACACGUGUUGAUGCCACGACUACGACCCCUUUAGAAGAAGCUAGUCCUACUGAGUAAACGAGCACUUUGAUCCUUUGAACUUUAACCUAUGACUAAAGGUGACUUAAACAUGAAGACUACUUCCUAUUUACUGCAUUUCUACUAGCGUGCACCGCGGGCGCGUGUUAAUAGCUGCUUCAGCACAUGCAGCCGACAUACCUUAUUAGUCAUACUGGAUUAAUGCAGCUGUCAGGAUGGAAGUCCAUUUUCCUUUUUUUUUCUUUUCUUAUGCUUUCCAAAAUCUCAAAGGUCCUCAUGUAUUGUGCAAUAACAAUGAUAAAUGCAUGACAGGGCCUAAUGGAUAUGUUUACCAAAUGCAUCGGAAUAAGGAAGAAGCCUUCCAGCUCUGAUAUUGGGAUACUAUGCGCCGUGAUCACGACGUUCACAGCAUAGCUCCACAUGCUUGACUGAAGGAUGCAAAACAGGACACUUUGUAUAUUUAUUGACUUGUUGCUUUUUAUGUCUGAUUGUGUAAGGCUGUUUUCUGGUGACGGCAAUGGACAUGUACAAUAUCUCAUGCCAGCAUGGGACUAUAUAUAAGAAGUUGUAAAUAGCUAUUGAUCUAGAAUAGAGCGCAGGCGAAAUACUAGCGUUUAGGUGGGUCUGCCAGGGCUUUAUCAGGAGGGGUGGUGAUUCUAGUCUGCUGCAUUCUCUGUGUAGGUCCAGGAAAACGUGGUAUCCAGCACCACCGUGGACUCUGAUUCCCACGCCUGACCGAGCAUAAUGGGCAUUGUAGUCCACAACAGCUCAAAAUGCUAGCGGUUGCCUGUCCUGUCAUAGUAUCACAUAAUUAUAGUUUUCUUUUCUUAAAUAACUAGUUUCUAGUUUAUUUUUUGCUAGCCUUCAGCAUGAGCCCCACAAGGUCUCUUUCAUUUAUCUUAAAGAAACACAUUUUUUUUUGUCACUGUUAAUUUUUUCAAGUUGCAAGUCAUGUUUCAAAAAUACAAAUCUAUUAUUUAAAACAUCUUGUUUGUUCAUGUUCCUCUAGUAACUGUAGGUCAACAAUGACACGCAUACAUACAGUAUAAGUAAAAUUAUAUUUUCUUAAUACACAGUGCUCUUAUCAAUGGCAGCGUUCCCCGAAAAAGCCCCACAUAUUCAUUGUUGAUUGAAGACUUGUAACAACUGGUUUAUUUUUAAAACACUGAAAUUCAGCUGUCUGAAACUAAAAGCAGUGCUAAUAAAUAUUUCUUUAUUUUUUAUGUUA
Spea bombifrons (plains spadefoot toad) is the source of this 1782-nucleotide messenger RNA. RefSeq names its product ubiquitin conjugating enzyme E2 W (gene UBE2W). The transcript is spliced from 6 exons. Lineage: Eukaryota; Metazoa; Chordata; Amphibia; Anura; Pelobatidae. The record is from RefSeq and is a predicted model, not a curated record. The coding region runs from base 92 to 547 and encodes 151 amino acids.